AAGUGAAAAGGGCAGUCACAAGGAGAAAGAUACCAAACCCAAACCUCUGAAUCUAGGAAUUCAUUCUACGUCUCUGGCAAAUAAGAGUCAGGAUUUUGGCUCUGCUUGUUAACGUCUUGUUCUUCACUAUUGCUUAAUAUCAGUAACUUAAGCAACAAAACUAUGUCAACACAAGAAGGACAAGCUAACAUCGGCAAAGUCCUCAGCUUUCUUCGGGAAUGGGACCGCGGUGACAUGAGGGUCCGCAACCGCAUCGCGAGCAGCUUUGUGACUCAAAACACAGGGAAGACGUUUUAUGAGCUGGAGCUAGAGUUUGCACAGGUCGCCAGUCUCUUCCUGGCUCGACUCACCACAUGGAUGCGGCUCACGUAUCCUUUCUAUAGCUAUGGCUUGGGAUACAUGUUUGGGACAUUCCUGGGACUUCAGCUGAAAGCAAUCGGGAUUUUCCUGUCUGCUUCUAGUCAUGAUCAGUACCUGAUGGAGUUCCUGGAGGAUGGAGGAGUUCUCACUCUGUUGGACAUUUUGAGCCAGUCUCAGAGCAGAGAGGAUGACAAGGCUGAAGCCCUCCGUCUUCUACUCACUGUCUCAAACGCAGGUCGCAAGUACAAAGAAAUUGUCUGUGAAAGUCAUGGUGUAAAAGUAAUAGCAGACUGCCUGGCUCUGUCAAACAGAGAUGAAACCAAAGAGGUAGCAUCAGUCCUCUUGGAGUCCCUGUCUCAAGGAAACCCCAAAUAUCAGUACCAAGUCUAUAAAUGUCUGAUUGCCGUCAUGACAUGUAGCUCACCUAAAUCCCAGCAGCUGGUCCUGCACACCUUACGCAUUGUACAGUUGAAACUGAAAACAGCUCAUCAUAGCAUCGUAGAGCCUCUGCUUAGCGCGCUCAGAUCCCUACACCUGGAGGUCCAGGAUGAAGCUAUUAAACUAAUCUUACACCUGAAGUGUUGUGAUGUGAAGUCUGCUCUGCUCACUGGGUUGGUGGCUCUACUGAGGCCUGGUAAAGAAGAAAUGCAGCAGCAUCAGAUCAGCAAAGAAGCUGAGCUGAUUGAGAUGACUGGAUCUCUCACUGCAUUUGUACAACAAGCUGCUGCAGCUAAAACUAUACGGCUGUUGGCUGAGGAAGAUCAAGAGCUGUCUCAUGAGCUUCUCUCUCUUGGAGUGGUCCAGCAUCUUCUGCACGCUAUGGGCAACAGAGAACACGCUGACGCCCAAAUACAAGCCAGUCUGGCCUUAGAGCACUUUGUCAUGUCUUCCCCAGCUGUUGAGGACCACGUGGAGAGAGUGAUGGGCGUUUCACUGUUUGCAGCGUUCAAGAACAAAGCUGAAACUGUUUACACAAAAAUGGAUGAAACAGAAGCAGAAAUGCUGUCAAACCAGGUUAACAUGCCACACGUUUUGAAUGGUAACGUGUUGGACGGAUGACCAGAAUAGAAAAUGGUUUCACAAAUGCAGAAAAAUAAAAUUAUGGGAAAAUUUUGUAUCAAUACAGUGUUUGUAUGUUCGUAGAAA
Archocentrus centrarchus (flier cichlid) is the source of this 1506-nucleotide messenger RNA. It is a transcript of the gene armh1, whose product is annotated as armadillo like helical domain containing 1. Bases 163 to 1419 code for a protein of 418 amino acids. The transcript has 11 exons. The record is from RefSeq and is a predicted model, not a curated record. NCBI's taxonomy places the organism in Eukaryota, Metazoa, Chordata, Actinopteri, Cichliformes, Cichlidae.